AUGUUCUGUAUUUUAACCUUUGGCUUCCUGUAUAUUCCAAUUUGUGUGUGUGCUUUUACUGACAAUGAAUGCUAUGUAAUAAACAGCGAAUUUUUUUACCAUGAAGGAGAUGUGACAAUUGGUGCAUUUUUCCCUCUUCAUAUUUAUUACACAGGAAACAAAGUUCCUGAUAAAUAUAUGCCAUACAGUUUUCAAGACUAUCAUGUACAGUAUAAGUUUAAGAACUACCAGUUUGUUCUGGCCCUGUUGUUUGCUAUUGAAGAGAUCGACAGGAACCCUGAUCUUCUACCCAAUACAACUAUUGGAUAUGGUAUCUAUAAUAUUCCAUAUACUGAAAAGAAUAUUCUCUAUCGUGCCUUUAUUUGGCACACAGGGAAAAUUAAUUUCUUUCCUAAUUUUGACUGUGGACACAAGAGAAAGUCAGCUGCUAUACUCACAGGUCCAUCAUGGUCUACAUCUGCCCACAUUGGAACAUUUCUACAACUCUACAAAAUACCUCAGGUCACUUUUGGCCCUUUUGAUUCUAUCUUGAAUGACCAAGGUCAGUUUAAUUCUCUUUACCAAAUGGCCCCCAAGGACACAUCUCUGUCACUUGCCAUAGUCUUGUUGUUGCUUCAUUUCAACUGGUCCUGGGUUGGUCUGAUUCUCCCAGAUGACCACAGAGGGACUCAGAUACUAUUAGACUUGAAAGAAAAUAUGGAGAGUCAUGGCAUCUGCAUAGCCUUUUUGAAAAUGAUCUCUGGCACAUGGAAUGCAUAUUCCAAUGCACUAUGGAAAAAUAUGGAGACGAUUGAGGAAUCAUCAGCAAAUGUAAUAGUUAUUUAUGGAGACAUUAUAUCUGUACAAGGUUUAAUGCGACAUAUUGCACAACUAUUAGUGACAUGGAAAGUCUGGGUCUUGAACUCUUCAUGGGAUGUUGAUACCCACUCUGAUUAUUUUAUGGUAGAGACAUUUCAUGGGAGUCUAGUUUUUUCACACCACCAUGAAGAGAUGGUUGAGUUUAUGAAUUUUGUCCAAACAGUUAAUCCCUACAAAUACCCAGAGGACACCUAUCUUCCUAAGUUUUGGCAUUUGUUUUUCAAGUGCUCAUUUUCUAAAUUUGAUUGUCAACUUUUGGAGAACUGCCAACCCAAUGCUUCUUUGGAUUUACUUCCAAGACACCAAUUUGAGCCAGUCAUGGGUGAAGAAGGCUACCAUAUAUAUAAUGCUGUGUAUGCAGUGGCCUAUAGUCUCCAUGAGAUGAAUCUUCAAAAAAUACAGACCCAACCAUAUGCCAAUGGAGAAGAAAAGGAAUUCUCCCCUUGGCAACUUCACCCUUUCCUACAGAACACAAUAAUGAGCAAUCAUGUGAGACGACAGAUAGCAACGCAUGGGGGAGGAAACUUAGAUUCACAGUAUGACAUUCUUAAUUUUUGGAAUUUUCCAAGUGGUCUUGGAUUAAAGGUGAAAGUAGGAACCUAUUCUCUAAAUGCUCAGCAGGGGCCACAAUUCUCUUUAUGUGAACAGAUGAUACAGUGGCCUACAGGGUUUACAAAG
Mus caroli (Ryukyu mouse) is the source of this 1536-nucleotide messenger RNA. The record is from RefSeq and is a predicted model, not a curated record. Lineage: Eukaryota; Metazoa; Chordata; Mammalia; Rodentia; Muridae.